AAAAGUAGUAAAAUGGUUGCUGUUGUGUUGUGUGACUACAUUGGUAUAAAAAUAAACAUUUAUUGAAUCAAUAUUUAUUCAGACUUACGAUAUUAUUUGUUUUUUAUGAUGACUAUAUAACAUAGUUUACGGAGUAUUUAAUUCGAAGAGAGUAUCAUGAUGUGAACAGUGAUAAAUUAAAACUGUGUUGAUGUGUAUUGGUUGAUAAGACCCAAAGCUUGUUGCACGAUCAAGCUUACGUUACGAUGGCUUCAAAUGAAGAAAAUGUUACAGUUUCGGUGGUAACAGACAAUAGUCCUGUGAUCAUCAACUGUUCCAACAAACGUUCAGCUGAGGAACUAUGCAUAUAUUUGUGUAAUAAACACAACAUACCGCCCUUGACGAGAUCAUUAUUUGCACUGAGAGUUAGAGGCACAAAUUAUUUCCUUAAAGACAACAGCGAUGUCCUUUUAGGAACCAGGGAUUAUGAAUUGCGUAUUCGUUAUAUGGUACCAAAACUUGAUGUUCUACUGUCACCAAAUGAAAACACAUUUGACUACUACUUUCAACAAGCCCGAAAUGACAUAAAUGAAAACAAAAUUCCUGAAAUUAAGUAUCCUGAAUACAAGGAACAGCUAUUAGGUCUUGGCAUCACUGACAUGGCCCGGGCUAUUAAAGAAGAAAAUCUAACUAUGAAUGACGUCAUUAGAAAUAGGAAAAAGUAUAUUCCAAGGAUCAUACUUCGUAAACAUGGUCCAUUUCCUAUGAGACGUGCGAAUAUGCACCUUCCAGCAAUAUGUUCACAGGGCUACGGAGUACGACAUUAUAAAAAGUGUUACUUGGAGCAACUCUACAUAUUGGCACCAAACUAUCUAGCUGAGGAAUAUGAGGAUGUCUUGUGGCUCAACGGUGACACAGCAGUGUCUGUAAAAGUAAUUGUUGCACCAUUCCACAAACAAUAUCCUGGUAUCAGAUUGUAUAAUAGUAAUAGUCGGGAGUGGGUACAUAUUUGUACCAUUGAAGAUUUGAUUUAUUUGAUGAGAAAAGAAGAUAUUUCUUUGGAAUUAUCAAGAAAAGGGACUCCCUUGUUUUUUAAAUUCAGGAGUGAAGAGCAGUUGACUUCUUUCAUCUCUGUUUGUGAUGGAUAUUACAGGCUCAUGUUGAAGUGGAUAUUUAAUUUGUCCAAAGAUGAUGAGACACCUUCCUUGCGAGAACUUUACAAACUGAAGUGUCACGGCCCUGUGAAGGGUGUUUUUUCUUAUGGUAAAUUGGAAGUGAAGCGUGGCAAAAAACACGGCAGUUUUAUCCUAAGACAGUCUCAAGACGAAUACAAUGUCUUCUAUGUGGAUGUAUGCAAUAAAAACAACUCGGUAGACACUUACAAGAUAGAGUACAAGGGCCGUUGCUACACCUUCCAAGGGGAGGAUUACCAAAGCAUCGACAGCAUUAUCAAGCAACAUAAGGAUCCCGAAGGACAGAUUUUUCUGAAUGAAUGCCUCCCUCCCUCGGAAUAUGAUGACUAUGAAUCUCAACUGCUGCUGUGCAAGAAACCUGAGAAGCAGGGUGUGCGUAUCGAGCAUUCGGAAUUGCAGGAAGCCCUCAAAAAUAAUAAAAGCCCGCGUUGUCUCCUCAAUAAAGAUAUACUGUUAUACACUGGAUCUGAGAAGUUCGGCAAAGGGGGACUGACGAUGACCUGCAAAGCUAUUUGGAAGCUAGACGAGACAAAGAAGCUGAUUGUAGCUUUCAAAGCUUUACAAAAGGACAGCUAUUUAAAGGAGUUCGUGACUAUCGCCAGCAAGUUCGUUCACGUGCAGUCGAGCUCGAUCGUGCGGCUAUACGGCAUCACCUUCAACUCGCCCACGGCGCUAGUUCUAGAGUACAUGCCCUAUGGACCCCUUUCUGACUAUCUCAAGAAGAACAGGUCGUCAGUGAAGCUUCUCCACUUGAAGAAAGUAGCAGCGAGCCUGGCUCGGGCGCUGUGGGAGCUGUCGGAGGCGGGCGUGGUGCACGGCCACGUGCGCUGCCGACGGCUGCUGCUGGCCAGCGCCGACCGCGACCGGCUCAGCGUCAAGCUGGCCGGGCCCAGUGUGCACACCUACACCAGUGCCGACGUACAUUGGAUGCCGGUGGAUUUCUUCGGCGACAUGAACAUGGCGAAGCGUUCAGUCAUCGGCGACAUCUGGGCGUUUGCUACCACGCUGUGGGAAGUGUUCUCUUACGGCGUCUCUCCCACGGAGAUCAACCCAGUUAUGACUGCCAAAAGCUACAUGAUGGACAACCGCCUGCAGCGGCCGGAGCGGUGCCCGAGCGAGGUGUGGACGCUGAUACUGCAGUGCUGGCAGUCCGACCCGCUGCGUCCGCAGGAGAUCAUGCGGGACAUGAACCACAUGCUGCACAGAGAGUACGUGCCUACACAUGAAUAUGAGCAACCCAAGUUAACUAGUCUACUAGCACAUAAGGAUACAGUCGCAAGCGACAGAUACAUGGCGGAGCAGAGCGACGCGGGCAGCAACAAAUCGCUCAUCUCCGACCACAGCGCCAGCUCCAUGAACGGCAUCAUACCGAGACACUUCGACAACAAGUUCGCCAUGGAAUCCCUGGUGAACGGCAACGGGGACCUGGAGCUGGAUAUGGAGUUCGGCGGCGGGCUGUGCUGGGACGCGGACGAGGUCGCGGGCCACCCCGACCACGACAAGCCCUGGCCCAUGCAGUCCAUAGAGUCGGCACAGGGCACCACCUACCUCGUCAGCUGGAACAAGAAGAUUGGCGGCGGGAGCUAUGGCGAGGUAUACAAAGGCUGGAUGUGCGCGGAGGGUGAUAAAAAUGAAUCUCAGACGGUGGUCGCCGUCAAAAAGUUAACGCACCAGAAAUCCGGCAAGAACGGAUCUCUGUACGACGACUUCGAAAACGAAUUAAAGAUCAUGCAGUCUCUGAAGCAUGAAAAUAUAGUGAAGAUUCUGGGGUACUCGCUGGACCACAGCAGCAGUGAGCCGAGCGUGUUCAUAGUGAUGGAGUACCUGGAGGAGUCCUCGCUCAACAACUACCUCAAGUUCCAGAGGGAGAAGCUGCACAUCUGGCAUCUGCUCAAGUACGCCACAGAUAUCGCCACGGGCAUGGAGUACGUGGCGAGCCAGAAGAUAGUGCACCGCGACCUGGCGACGCGCAACAUCCUGGUGCUGCACAUGACGCACGUCAAGAUCUCGGACUUCGGCCUCGCGCGCGCCAUAUCCGAGCGCGACGCCUACCGCGUGCGCACGCCGCGUCUGCUGCCCAUCAACUGGUAUGCCCCAGAAUCAGCAACUCACCCAUGGCUGUUUUCGACAAAGAGUGACGUUUGGUCGUACGGAGUGACGGCGUGGGAGAUAUUUUCGCGCGUGCGUACUGAAGUUCCCAAGUUCGACGUGAAACGACCCACCGAACGAGCUGCAUGUUUCCAAAUCCCGGACGAGUGUCCGUCGGAAGUGUUCCGGGCUCUGAUGACGGAUUGCUGGACCCUAAAGCCGGAGUCCCGCCCCACCUUUACGGACCUCCGGCAGCGGUGUCUGAGGUUUAUGGACGAGUACAAACAGUCUUCCUAAAGACACGACGGCGGGUAACGCUACUUUGGCAUUUGACAGGUGCUUGACAUUGACAUAUGAAUGCAUUCUAUGUAAACCAGAGACGAAGAAACCUAUAGACAAGUGGUUAACGUAGCCACAUGAGAUAUCAUCAAGGCUGCCCUUGUAAAUGCCACGGCAUGCGAUGAGGGACAAAAGUUUAUGGCUUUGUCUCGUUUCUCCUCGUGUAUGUUUAAAGCGCGUUUUUCUUCCCUGUCUGACUGAAGUGGAAGAUGGCGUUGUCUAUAGUUUUGCAUGUCUCAUUACUGAUAUUUUGCGGCUAUACUUGUGUCCUUCCGUUGUAGGAUGUCACAGAAUGCUAAGAAGUGAUAGGAUUCGUUAGACUUAGUCUGUUCGGAUGCUCAGCAGCUGCUCAGCAUAAAAGGCUAAGGAUUGCUUACAUUGGAUUGUGCAAUUUUAUUAUGUCAAUGUUAAUUUUGUUGCUAACAUGGAUUCAAAUCCAUUGUUACUCAGAACAUAUUAUUAUGCAGCUAAAUUGCAACAUUCGCACAAAUGCAACUAAAUAUUUUAUAAUUCAUAAACAUUUAAUUCAUUUACUUAAGAAAUGAAAUACAACGACAUUCAGAUUAUAUUAUCUAGUUUAGAAGGAUAUAUUAAUGUUUUAAUGCUAAGUUCCAAGAAGUAUCUCAUACUAGAUCAAAACGAAAUCUCAAUUAGGUAUUUGAUUGUUGCUAUGCAGGAGUAUUUAUGUAGUUUCUGACGUUUUUAUUUGAGGUGACCUCUCAAUAGUAGUUACUGUGUCCUAUCCGUGUCGUGUUACAAUAGUCACUUGAACUGUGGGGCUAGCACGAGUUUUUGCCACGACGUAGUUGUAUCGCCAUCGAUAAAAUUUAUUAUGCGUACCCUUCGAGUGCGCCGCAUAUGGAAAAAGAACAGCGCCUAUAUCGUUCAUAAAAGGUAUAUAUUGAUAUUCCCAAUUUUUCACUUUUCUAAUCAUAUUUACAAUAUAAAGCUUGCGUAGCGUUUUCACAAAUUAAAUUAACUUGAAAAGAGAUGAUUUUGUUGGUUUUCUAUUUAGGAACUAUUAUAUUAUUUAGAGGAGUAUUAUUGAAAAGGCGCGAUUGUCAAAUACCGGUAAUAAAUUUGGACAUGAGUUUUGUGUAAUAUUAAGUGUUAAGACGCGAUGUUUAAUGCAGCCUCAUCAAAUCUUGCCUAUGUUUUUUAAAAUAUAUUUAUUUAUAGGUAAUUACAGAAGAGGAAUAUAUUGCUAUUCUCUUCUCAUAUAUUGCUCCUCUUACGUGUGAAAGAAUGAAGUACAUUUCGUUCAUGCGAUUUUUAGUAUCUUUUCCAAUAAUUUGGAACUAUUUACAGGGAAACGUUAAUAGAGACUGGUUUAUUAAUCUUGUUUUGAAACUAACUUAUAUUUUGUACUGUGAAUUGUGAACGUGAAUGAUCCAAUGAGUUUUUGAACGUAGGUAAUGUAAAUAUGGGUACUUAUGUGGUCUAUGUGGUUCCUCGAUGCAUUUUGAUAGUUCCGUACAAUUUGUAGUUAUAGAUAAUGUAGUUAAUGUUAUUUGUUUAAUUAGUUUUGUUACAAUCAGAUAAACAUAAGUGUAACUGAUUCCCAUAUAUAGCUCGUAAGAUAAAAAUGUGUAUUCUAUAAUAUUUGGUGCAAUUGAAGAAUGAUUUUUAUUAACGGAAUAAUGAAUAUAUUUAGUGCCAGUUGAUAUGUCACUAAGGCUUUUGGCUUAUUUAAGAGAAAAAUGUCACGUACUAACUGACACUUUGUAUAAAUAUUCUUAUAUGUUUUAUAGACGAUUGAAGGGGAAAUCAAAACUAUUUUUUUCUUAAAACGCGAAUUUAUUGAUAUACCAGUGUGCAUGUCCGGAUGGCAACGAUGUCGGCAAUCGUCUCAAUUGUAGUGGCUAUGUUCAUAACAAAAUCUGGAUUACAUUUGUGUAAACUAAGCUCGCGUCGGUUUUUGGUAAACCUCAUAAUGAACUGCGGUUUUAUGAUUUGACAGAUACAUACAUAUAUCUGUCAAAUAAUAUAUUUUCUCAGAAUGACUUCAAUCAUCUUGACUAUUAUUUAUCAAAGUUACCGGUCGGCAUUUAUUAAAAUUAGACGAACUAGAGACAGUUAUGUAUUGUUUUUAAUUCUUUUAUUUUCAGUUAUGAACUUGACACUAAAUAAAUAAUCCCCUUCAAAAAUGUUAUAGUUCAUAAAUAUCUAUUAUGGAUGACUGAUGUUGAAAGUGAUUUUUGCAGCAAUGUGUGUUAUAUGUAUCGUAAAUCGUUUUCGUGAUCAAUGUUAAAUUGUGCUAUUUUAACCAUUCUGAAAUUAAUAUUUUUUAUUUUAGUGUUAUAUCUCUCUACAAUUCUCCCGAACAACUUCCGUUUUUUCUGAACGUUACUCUGAGGUGCAUCUCGUUAGGAUAUACAUAAUCAAUAUUAAUUCAAUUCAUAAAAUUUCAGAAUGGUUAUUAGCAUUAUUGACUUACCAAAGAUGAUAUUAAUGGAAUGUUUAAACUAGAGAUUAAAUUAUUUUAAGUAUAAGUUAUGUUUUAAUGUAUUUUAUAAAAUUUGCAAUUCACUCAUGUCAAUUGACUGUAAAUAUUUUGCACAAUGCGACGUAUAAUGUAACAUUAAGUAGAUACUAUCAAUUUAAUUAGAUUUAUCGUUUAUCAUAUUUUAUAAUAUAUUGUUUUAAAAUGUUAAAGUUAGAUUUUGAAACAUUGGAAGUGAAUGAUUUCUGUGCGUGAAAGAAUUGGAUAUAAUAUGUGAUUUGAUGUUUAGACUGAAAUUUGAACAAGUUAAAAUAAGGAUUUUGACUCGGUGCUAGGUAUAGAAAGACAACGACGAAUUUGUGUGGAUAUUAGAAUGUUUGUUGUAAGAGCUAAAACGGCAUGACUUCAACAAUCAUGAAUUUUUCUUGGUAAUCAACAAAACUAAAAAUAUUAUUUCUUCUUUUAUAUACUUUAAAAUUUAUACUUUCUUAGAUCAUGAUAAAUAUUCAGGGAAAUAACUAACAUAUGUACGUAGAAUAUAACGAACGCAACUAUCCUUUUCUUAUGCUUUGUACACACUGAGCUGACGAAGGAAAACGUACGUGUUGCUUUCUCUUUUUAUCAUUAUAGUUCUAAAAAGAGAUACUAGUAGACACGUUCUUUGGCGUUCGUUUGCUCAAUGGGGACUUUUGACACUAAAGAUUUUGCAAAAUGUAUACAGUGUUGCUAGUUUUGUUGAUUUAUUAAACAUGAUUUAUGGAGCACAUAUUUUAAUAUAGUUUAAAUAACUUAUUUUCAAGAUAAAACCGCGAUGAUUUUAUGCCAAUGUCAUUGUGUAAUGGACAAAAAUAAUGAGAUGGGACAAAACUUGAUUGUGAGAGCAAGGCGGGAUAAUUUUGAAUUGUUUAGAAUUUAGAUCGGACACAAAUUUUUUUGAUUGAUUGAUGAUUUGUGUUGUGUUUUAAUAAAAUAUUAAUAUUUUACGACAUA
This is a messenger RNA of Plodia interpunctella (Indianmeal moth), 7032 nucleotides long. It is a transcript of the gene hop, whose product is annotated as hopscotch. Gene Ontology annotation, biological process: protein phosphorylation; intracellular signal transduction; cell differentiation. Bases 246 to 3557 code for a protein of 1103 amino acids. NCBI's taxonomy places the organism in Eukaryota, Metazoa, Arthropoda, Insecta, Lepidoptera, Pyralidae. Gene Ontology annotation, cellular component: cytosol; cytoskeleton. Gene Ontology annotation, molecular function: non-membrane spanning protein tyrosine kinase activity; ATP binding; cytokine receptor binding. The transcript is spliced from 22 exons. The record is from RefSeq and is a predicted model, not a curated record.